AUGUUCAAACGUUGUCUCAAUCCUACCGACAAGAUGAUGGUGGAUGAGAUUUACAACGAGAAGGACGUCCAAAGACUCCGAGACAAGCUUCAACAGAUGAAGCAAAAACGUCAGCAACUUCAGGCUCUGCGAUCCGAGGUUUCCAAGUGUCAAGAGAAAGCUCAACAUCGUGUGGACGAAUUAUAUCUAGAACGACAACAUCUGGUGGAAGAAUUGGAAUCCAUUUUCAAAGAGAAGCGUGCCAUUCAUGAAUUCUUGGAGCUAUCUGACAAAUGGAACGUCAUCAAUGACAGCGUGCACAUAUGGCAUCAGGGACCCUUUGCGACCAUUCACAAUUGUCGAUUGGGUUCAGAAGCACCAGCGAUUUCCCCUCAUCCGCCGACUGAAGCGAUGCGACACAAACAGCAACAGCAACGACAAUCGGCACCCACAACACCGCCACGAGGAGGUUGGAAUCUGUUUGGGUCCUCUCAAGUCGCCAAUGACCCAUCCCCUCCUUCCGGCAAUCGUACAGCCAGUUCUUCUUCUGAUGUAUCCUCGAAUGGUAACGGUGAUAACAGUCAUGUCGCUGCCUUUUCUGUUCCCAAAGUAACUUGGCCCGAAAUCAAUGCUGCCUGGGGACAUGUAGUCUUGCUAGUUCAAAUACUCGCCCAACGCUCUCAAACCACUCUACCACAUACCCUCCAACCCAUGGGAGCCACAAGCAAGAUUUAUCUCAAUGGCGAUGCGAAUUCAGGUAUUUUGUAUAGUGUCCACUUUGAGGAAUCUUCGCUGUGGGGACGUUCCAAUUUGCGCAAUUUUCAUAUUGCCCUGAAUGGAGUCUGCGAUUGCCUGUGGCAAUUGGCGCAAUCGCAAACGGAUAAAACAGUGGCGGUUCCGCAUCACAUGGUCUAUGACAAGACGCAAGCAUAUUGGAAGAUUGGGGGAGUGGCCUUGGUGCAUUUGAAUCAAACCAGCAAUAACAACAACAACCAGAAUGGCUCUCCACCAAAUGGAAAUCAAGCGGGAGUGGACUUUACGCGGGCGUGCAAGUACCUACUGACAAACUUGAAAUGGUUGGUGGCCUAUUCCGUCAAGCAUCAUGCGCAACGAUAA
Messenger RNA from Cylindrotheca closterium, 1095 nucleotides. The record is from the annotation of a GenBank genome assembly. Lineage: Eukaryota; Bacillariophyta; Bacillariophyceae; Bacillariales; Bacillariaceae.